UGACGGUGACGAAGCUUCUGAAAACCAGAAAAGAUAUACCAGUAUUAUUCAGAUCGUAAGGGUUUUAUUAUAUUAUUCUGCCGUCCUAAAAUGGAAAAAUUGCGGAAUCAAUACAGACAGACAGAAUGUAGCAGGGAUAUUUUCAAAAUAAUUGUUUAUAAUCCGAGAAUUGCAGGCCUGAGAAUGUCCCUAGUUCUUGUGAAGGCGAUCUAACAAGAUCUACUUGCAGGCACUUGAAGCUUCCCACUCCUUUGAAUUCUUACACGCACUUUCAUUAUGAGAACUUCGUCGGUAGGCCGAUUACAGCAGGAUGCUUCACAGACUUCAAUUACACAGACUCAAAACCUAGAAAUUGUCGAAGCUCAGGAAAAUUCUCCUCCAGGCGAGAAAAUUUGUGUGGCUGUAGGAAAAGACUUGUUAGAAAGUGUCUCUGCUCUCAAAUGGACUCUCAACAACAGAUCAGCGGCGUCUUUAAUUUUACUUCAUGUUCAGGUUCCGAUCCGCUACAUUCCAACGCCGGUUGGAAAAAUUCCUGUUAACAAAGUCUGCAAUGAUAUAUUAAAUGCGCACAAGGAGGAUGAACAGAAAAAGUUGAGCGAGUGCAUGGAAUUUUACAUGGAGAUUUGCUCCCAAGCUAGGGUGAAAGCAAGGGCUUUGAUAGUUGAGAAGACGGAUGUUUCCAAAGGUAUUGUUGAAAUUGUUUCAGAGAAGUGUAUCACGAAGCUUGUUUUGGGAACAUCGUCAGUCGGUGCAAUUUCCAAAAAGAUGAAGAUGCAUGGAUCUGGCAAAGCGGAUUAUGUCCUGAGGCACGCGACCGAGUUCUGCGAGGUUUCAAUUAUUUGUAAGGGAAAGCGUGUACAAUUCACGGAAGCGUCUCCUCGAUAUAACGCUCAGAAUCCAAUGAACAACAGGCUUCCGCUUUCACAAUUGCUGGGGAAAGGAUCAGAAACCAACACCCCUAAGCCCUCUUCGCUCAAAGGCGGACUAUCGCUUUCAUUCUCUCCAAAGCUCCAACGAGAUUCAAACGCCUCCUUCCGAACACCAUCAAUCCCUUUGGUAAAUGGAGAUUCUACCCCUGCUUGCGUUCAACAAGUGAAUGUGAAUGGCCCUGACAUUGAAGAAUCUGCAUCAUUCCAUAUAACGUUCACGUCCCCGGUUGAAAAAAAUUUUGCUUGGGCGUUGCGAGGGGGAUGCGACGAACAAAUUCAGAGUGACGAAACUUGCUGUGAUACGAACAUAAAAUCUGAAGCUUGUGGAAAUUCGUCACCGAUUCAUACCAGUGAAAGAUCUCAAGAAGAAAAUGCGAGUUUUGAAGACCUAAUGGUUGACCUACAAGAUACGUUGCAAGAGGCCACGAAAGCUAAGAGAGAGGCGCAAUUGGAGACGGAGAAACGUAGGAAAGCAGAAGUGGAAUUUACAAAAGCAUUCCAGAGGUAUAGAGAAUGCGAAAUGUCCUUCAAAGAAGCGGCCAAACAGAAGGAAGAUGCAAGCUCGCUCUUGAGACUUUCGCGACACCAGUACGAGGAAGUCACGAGAGAACGAGACGAAGCUGUGGAUGAGUCUGAAACAAUCGACACAAAAUUGAGAUCGCUGGAAGCAGAAGUUAAUGAGGCUUCGCGAGAGCGGCGCGAAAAAUUGCAAGAGCUGGAAGGAUCACGGCUAAAAGUCGUCGCUUUGGAGGAACGAAACCUGCAAAUUUUGCAAGAGAAGGACUCUGCAGUCCGGCAGCUCCAAGAGUACCUGCAUCCAAGCUCGGGAAUCGACCCCUCGACGUCGGCCUCUUCGUCAAAAACCCUAAUAUUCCGGCAAUUCUCCUGGGAUGAAAUGAAAGCCGCCACCUGCGAUUUCUCCGAGGGCUUGAAAAUCGGAGAAGGAAGCUACGGUACGGUAUACAGAGGCGAAAUCGAAGGAGAAAUCGUGGCGGUGAAAAUUAUGAGGGAUGAGGGUUUACGGGGCCGGCAGGAGUUCCAGCACGAGAUGGAUCUUUUAAGAGACAUUUGGCACCCGCAUUUGGUACGCAUAGUAGGAACCUGCUCUGAGCGAGGAUGUUUAGUCUACGAAUAUAUGUGCAAUGGAAGCCUGGCAGAUCGUCUGAGCUGCAGAGACGGCACUCCGCCGCUCCCCUGGCACACCAGAAUACGCAUUGCUGCCGAAAUUUGCUCGGCCUUGCGAUAUUUACACAGUUUUAGGCCGGAUCCAAUCGUCCACCGCGAUCUUAAGCCACAAAAUAUACUGCUGGACGAGAAUUAUUUAAGUAAGAUCAGCGAUUUCGGCAUCGCUCGAAUUCUUUCAGAAGAGUAUUCACGGAAAAGAACGGAGAUAAGAGGAAAGUUUUGUUACAUGGAUCCUGAAUAUCUGAGAAGCGGCGAAUUCUCUACAAAAUCUGACGUUUACAGUAUGGGAGUGGUCAUUCUUCAGAUUCUCACCGGCAAACCGGCGUUUGGACUGGUGAGAGAGGUGAAACGCGCCAUGUAUAAAGGUAAAUUGAAGGAGAUUUUGGAUCAGAGUGCCGGGGAAUGGCCAUCUAUGCAGACCGCUGAAUUGGCUUAUUUCGCCUUAUAUUGCGCCGAAUCAGACAAAAAUAAAAGGACCGGCCUUGAACCAGACGUCAUGAAGUCGUUGGAUGAUCUUCGAAACUUUGCAGUCGCUGCAUCGAACCCCGUUGGCCAAACGUCGGUGCAAUUUGCUCAAGAGCCACACAUGCCGACCUUCUUCGUUUGUCCAAUUUUUAAGGCAGGCCCCAUUAGUUGUAAUCUGCAGGAGAUUAUGCAGAAUCCUUAUGCGGCAGCGGACGGUUUUACAUACGAAAAGGAGGCAAUAGAGGCAUGGUUCGCAAGCGGCCAUGAUACGUCGCCCGUGACAAAUGUGAAAGUUGAUAACAAGAAGCUCAUCCCAAACCAUUCUCUGAAAUCCGCCAUCAGGCAGUGGCAAGAAAAAGGCAAUUUUAUGAAUCUCAUCAAUAGUACAGGUUGUAGUAGAAUUGCAGCGGUUUUCUUCUCAAUUGAUAUAAAAGCACCAAGUCGCAAAGGUUUUGAGCUAGCUUAGCUGGUUAAAAACCACCAAAAACAAAAGACAUCAGCAAAUUCUUUUAUGCAGGUUCCUUCAUCCAGUGGCGAUUAGUACGACUGUUGAACGAUAAAAAUGCAAACUUUAAUGGUGUUUAAAGAGAUGUACAUAGGAAAUUAUUCAGUUGAGUUGUAUAGAUCUUUAAGAUUGGAAUGUAUUGACAACAAAAGGUAGGAAUGAAAAGAAAGAGUCAAAGAAUAAUGAUGUUCUAGGACUGUUCCAAAUCUUCAGUGUUUUAGCAUUUUUCUCAGAAUCGUCAUCGUUAAAAAUGUUAAGAGGGCUUCGUACAUGUCACCUGGCCUAUUUAAAAGGCGCAAAGAAAGUUAAUUUGGUUUUUUAAGAAUUUA
Messenger RNA from Cryptomeria japonica (Japanese cedar), 3413 nucleotides. Its product is annotated as U-box domain-containing protein 33. The record is from RefSeq and is a predicted model, not a curated record. The transcript is spliced from 10 exons. NCBI's taxonomy places the organism in Eukaryota, Viridiplantae, Streptophyta, Pinopsida, Cupressales, Cupressaceae. The coding region runs from base 277 to 3045 and encodes 922 amino acids. Gene Ontology annotation, biological process: protein phosphorylation; protein ubiquitination. Gene Ontology annotation, molecular function: protein kinase activity; ubiquitin-protein transferase activity; ATP binding.